AGAUCAAUUACCAUAGUUGAAUUGUUGGUGACGACAUCCGCGGUUCUCCAACCUCCUGUGCCCAAGCCCUAAAUCAUUCGAUUUGAUUUUCUGGAAAUUGUUAGUCAAUUGGGUUUGGGCAUUGUCAUAGUAACGUAGAACAAGAUGGUGAGGGUGGUGAGAAGUUGCGUACAAUCGCUGUUGAAGUUCGUGAAUUCUCUGAUAGGGAUGGUUGGGAUCGCCAUGAUUUUGUAUUCGGUUUGGUUAAUUAGGAAUUGGCAGAGGCACACUGGUGAUUGGCCCUUUCCUGCCUCUGAUCAUCCCGCUCCAUGGUUCAUUUACACUUUCCUUGGCCUUGGAGUCACUUUGUGUGUGAUCACAUGCUCAGGUCAUGUAGCUGCUGAAACUGCAAAUGGUUGUUGCCUUUAUAUUUAUAUGAUGUUCGUCUUCUUGCUUCUUAUGCUGGAGGCUGGAGUUAUUGCAGAUGUUUUCCUAAACCCCAACUGGGAGGAGGACUUUCCAGAAGACCCAAGUGGCAGUUUUCAUAAAUUUAAGCGCUUUGUUCAGUCAAACUUUGAGAUAUGCAAAUGGGUAGGCCUAUCAAUUCUGUCCAUUCAGGGACUAUCUUUUUUAUUGUCAAUGGUGCUCAAAGCUCUUGGACCGCAUAGAUAUUAUGACAGCGACGAUGAAUAUUAUUCUCCUGAUAGGGUUCCUCUCCUGAACAAUGCUGUUGUUCAUUCGCCACGUUGUGUUGUCGGUGACCCUGUCUAUGGAUCCAGAAAAGAUGCAUGGAGUAUCAGGAUUAAUGACAAGAUAAACAGGUGAUUGGCUUAACUCAAGAAUGGUUGGGUCAUGGGUGUGAAAAGGUACAAGCAAUCAAAAAUGAGCAUCAGAGUCUGAAGACCAAAAAGGCAUGUACAUGAUUGUUCCUCGCCAACUUUUAUACGUAAAAGUUAUAACAGUACUCGUGAAUUUGCAAACCUUCCUAUGAUUAUUGAUUCUUAAGAGAGUUUAGUAUACUGGUG
Molecule: messenger RNA, 1004 nt
Organism: Tripterygium wilfordii
Lineage: Eukaryota; Viridiplantae; Streptophyta; Magnoliopsida; Celastrales; Celastraceae
Product: tetraspanin-19-like
Exons: 6
Coding region: 145-804 (219 amino acids)
Cellular component (GO): membrane
Source: RefSeq, a predicted model, not a curated record